AUGCACCGGAGCUGCCUGCCCCCCAUCCUCCAUCACCUGGCCUGGCAUCGACUUCCGAGAGUGGACCCUCUACACCCGGAGGGACAUGACUCCCCCGGGGCACCUGGAUUGGACAUCACCCCGGAUGGACAUGACUCCUCCGGGGAUCCUGGACGAGACUUCUCUCCGUCAGCAGUCCAGCGCGUCAGAGCACCCGGAUCUGAAAACACCCUGGUGGGACAUGACUCCCCUGGGGCACCUGGACGAGACUACUACACCGGACAUGACUUUUCCCCAGUGGGACAUGACUCCCCUAAGGAACCCUAUGGCCAAUACCCCGUGGGCCAUGACGCCCCAGGGUCCGCUGGCGAACUCGGCGCCCUAGUGGUACCUAGUCCCACUGGGGUGUCUGGCCGGAGCCUGUGGCCGAUGGCCGGCUCCCCGGGCCGAUCGGAGAGUGGUAACGCUUCCCGAGCGGACCGGGGGGCGGAUUCGGGUCGGAGGCCCGGGCUAAACCACCCGAGGGGGAACCUGAACCGGUAA
This is a messenger RNA of Homalodisca vitripennis (glassy-winged sharpshooter), 522 nucleotides long. RefSeq names its product collagen alpha-1(III) chain-like. The transcript has a single exon. Lineage: Eukaryota; Metazoa; Arthropoda; Insecta; Hemiptera; Cicadellidae. The coding region runs from base 1 to 522 and encodes 173 amino acids. The record is from RefSeq and is a predicted model, not a curated record.